Messenger RNA from Drechmeria coniospora, 3630 nucleotides. RefSeq lists its product as uncharacterized. NCBI's taxonomy places the organism in Eukaryota, Fungi, Ascomycota, Sordariomycetes, Hypocreales, Ophiocordycipitaceae. The record is from RefSeq and is a predicted model, not a curated record. The transcript has a single exon. Bases 1 to 3630 code for a protein of 1209 amino acids.
AUGGCCAUCUUUCCUGGUGGCAAAAGCACCCGCAUCAACUCGCCUCGACAUCUCACCCUGAGGCACUCGAGACGAAUCAUCGCCGCCUACCAGCACGAGAGGCGUCGUCUCGCCGGCAUCUCUACGCUUGAAGAAGAAGAAACGGACCCCCUCCCCCCCGGAGAGCAAAAGCUGAGCUCGUAUUGGGCGCCCGGGCUCGAGGCUGGCCCGAAGCACAACAUCCGCGUUACGCAGACGAUUGACGCAAAAAAUGGCGAUGAAACGCUCCAGCUCGAGGCCGAGCAGGACUUCUUCGUUGACGCACCGCAGUUCUCGCUCCCCGCCGGUAGCGUCCACUCGACGUACCCGCCCGCGGGAUACAGCGACGACCAUCGUAUCCUGCCGCACGUCGUCCUCACCGACCCUCAUCUGCCAUGGGAGCGGCUUGGCAGCCCAAGCGACGGGACCAACAAGGAGUUGAGGAUGCGGAUGAAGACUUUGGCCGCCGGCAAAGGGGGCGAGCCGGUACGAAACCGUGUGCCGUGGCUCAUCAUGAUGUCCUUUUCGCAGGACGAACUACGCCUGACGCCCCAAGACUUGGCGUCCGAUGGCAUCUUCCGCAACACGAGCCCGGGCGUCGUCAAACCCGUCAAGCAGUCGUCAACCAUGACGGUCAACAUGAGCAUAGAAGACUUGUGGAAGCUGACAAGUGACGUGGCGACGCCUGUGACGAGUGACCUCGGUCCCGAGAGUAUGAAGAACAGUCGCGGGGACUUUGUGUUUGUCGAAACGGACCUCUUCCAGAGCUUCUUUUCCACCUUUGACACCAAGGGUAACCGGAUUCCUGGAACCUCUCCAAACACGCGGCAGUAUCAGUACAUGUCGCACGUGCGCAAGAUCAACGGUUCCGGCAUGGCCCUCGCUGGCGUCGAGGACACGGCCGUCUUCGCCAUCGUCGUCGGUACUCGGUCGGGGCCGCUGGAUAAUGUCAUGCCGACGACAAUGUGCGCCCAUCUCGUCUCGAUCGAGGGGGUUGAGAGGAUGGCGUGGCCGAGCAAAAGCCACCGUUACGUUGCCCUCUGCUCGCUGCACAGCUGGAAUUAUACGGUUCUGCCCCCCAAGACCAUCAACGUGCCCGACGCCUUCGAGCACUUGGGCCGCACGCUCGACGUCCUACGCGUCCCCGACAGCAUGAUCGAGCCGCUCCGCAACUCGGAUGAUGCGGUGAAGAAGCUCGUGGGGCGCCGCCUCGAUGACGGCUACACGCUCGUCAAGUACCACACCCAGACCGGCGAGCUCACCGUCGCACUCUACCGCUCUCCCUUGACGCCCUCGUACGUGAAGCCGCUGGAGAACCUCAAGACGAGCUCCAACUCGGGCGUCGACCUUCAGAUCCUCGACAAGCAGCUCGGCAUCAUGGACGUGACGUACUCGGUGGCCUGGCAGGUCGGCCGCACCAUGGCUCUCGGCGACGAAGCUUUCGCCGCCGCCCUCGUCCGGCUGCGGAGCUCGAUUCACCUCGCCGCCACCGAGGCAGCCAAACUGCAGACGCUCAAAGACAUUGACGACUCGGCCUUCCGAACCAAGUCGGAUGUCUUGGGCGGACUCGGUGGCCUCGUCAAGAACCUUGCCUCCAUUCACCUCGGUCCCCGGAACGACCUGCCCGAGGAGCCUGGCCAGCCGAGACGGCCACCCCUUUACGCGCCUGGAGGUGCCAGAAGGCGCUGGUUCCGCUCGCGGCUUCGCCGUGCUGCGCUGCCAAAACUGUCCUUUUCCUCCCCUCUGAUUCGUGACAAGUAUCCGUCGGCGGCGCUCAAGGUCGCCCGGGGGCUCGCAGGCAGCACGACAGGGGGCGUCUACGACGAAACCAACGAUCCGCAAUCGACCGACUGGAUGAUCGUUCUGUCCUGGCUCCUCGACCGCAUGUUUCUCGCCGGCGUACCGGCGCAUUUCCUCAUCGCAGAUCCGAAUCAUCUCGUGCCCGAGAGUCUUCGCUUCUUCUGCAUCGACCGGAACUGGAUCGACGCCCUGGUCGAUGGUGCCCUCUCGCUGGGCAAUCACUUUGGCGAUGACGAGGACCGCGUUGCCAUCAAGAAGAUCCUCAACGACUACAUCGGCCAUACGCCCGACGGACAGGAUCACCCGGUGCAGAUCCCGUCGUACGGGUUUUACCUGCGCUCCGACCUCGUCACCAUGUUCCCGGACUUGCGCGUCGAGGUGCUGCCCGACAACGCCGCGCUCGGGCGCGCCGGCCAAGAGCCACCGUCAGGCGCGCCGCUGCUACGACACGAGAUCGUCACAGACGGCAUCAUGAUGGCGUUCAUGGACCGCCUGCCCGGGUCGGCUCAGUUUGCAAGCCUCGUCCUCACCCAGCCGGCCCAUCAGCAGCGCUUCGCCGUCGCCCGCGGGCUCGACCUGACACAGGUCAAGGUCGACAUACGGCGGCAGUACACAGUCGAGCAGAGCAUUCGGGAGACGGACAGUCAGCGGCAUGUUCGUCUCGACCAGGUCACAUACACACCUACAGGCGCGGCCUCGGAGGACAACAUCUUCAUCUGGGGCUCCCAGCCUGACAAAGGCCUCGGCGACCUGCGCAUCUUGCGUCUGCCUCGCUUCGCCGACGUGCAGCUGAACGUCCUGCGGGAGAAGAUGCCCACGUACACCGACGGCACCACCGAGAAGCCCUAUUUCGACGAUACGGUGUCAACGUCGGCCCUGUUUGCCAUGCAGCUGAACGACCCCAUCUACAACCUCGUCAUCGACCUCCAGGGUCACCCGAGCAGAAAUAUAGACGGUCUAGGACCCGGCAGUGCAGGCGGAUCCGAAACGCGAACGCUGAGGCUGCUGGGAGCAGCUCGCGUGGAAAAGCUCGCGUUUGGGGGUCAUGAGAGUGCCACUGUUCCCCACGAGCCGGACGACGAAGAUGGCAGCCAAGCGACUUUCCGGCGGCUCGAGAGCUAUAUUGCCUCGCCGACGGCUCUUUCGAGGAACCUGGCCCCUCAUGUCCGAGCCCUCCCUACUGACUCGAGAGGAUUCGACUCGGCCGUCUCGAGCGUUGCAUCGGCCUCGGCCACCAAGACUUUGCAGCUACCGAGCCCCAGCGUUGGGCCGGCAUCGUCGCCCAAGUACCUCGUCCGCAUCGGCAGCAACAGAAUCAACGAUUGGGACACCAUCACCGUGGAGAAAGAAAACUUGGCCCAGGACCUCGUCUUCUCCGUCGUGCUUAAGCAGAGCGAGGUAAGUCAGUAUCGUCUCAUUGAGCUCGAUAUCCAGCUCGAGCUUGGACCUCUCACGGGCUCGGGAGCGGACAACCAUUGUCUGCUGCAGAGCUACACGGGUCCCGGGGCGCACAUGUUGACGAACCUACGCUUCAACGUGCUCCCCUCGCUGGCAGAGGUCAACAACAAGAACUAUCUACGCCUGCGUCUGCUCCCGCGUGCCGCCAAGGGCUGGUGCAACGCCACGGCCGUGAACGAGCUGAGUUUUCUGCUCGCUCUCACCAGCAUCAACCUGCCGAUCCGGGAACGGGACGAUUUCACGGUCCAGUCCUGGGCUGAUUACUGUAGGGAUCCAAGCCUGUCCCUGGAUCCGAGCAACAUCUUUCGCAUCCUGAACGAGGACACCAAGGUGACAACGGUUCGUAAAUACUAG